ACAUGUAGUGACUAUUUCUGUGCCAUGUUUGAGAAGACUGCUUGUAAAAGCCCUGUUAUAGUGUUAAAAGAUAUUAAAUGUGAGGACCUUGAGGCCUUGCUAGACUAUAUGUACCUUGGUGAAGUGAAUGUAAGGCAAAGUGACUUAGCGUCUUUGAUAAAGGCUGCCGAAAAUUUACGCAUCAAGGGUCUCGCAGUACCUGAUGAUGAACCCCCCAAAAGAGUUACAGCCCCACCCACCAGAACUGACUCCAGUAGGAGAGAAGGGGGUAGUGGUAGUCCUCCCUCCAAGAGGAAAAGAAGAGAUGAAGGCGAAGACGGCAGGGAAGACGUGAGACCGCAGGUCGGCGGCUUACAUACUCCCCCUCCUCCCUCAAGACCAAAGAGCCCCAACACUCAGCGACAGAGCCCCUCCUCCCACAGAACGCCUCAGGAGCAACACAUAGCAGAAGAUCAUGAUAGCCGUCCCCUCUCGUCACCUGCGGAGUCUCCUGCAGCCACCCACACAUCUGGUCAUCAGCCUUCACAUCAACCCUCACAAUCACAACAGUUACCACACCAGUCAUCUCAUCAAGUCUCUCUUCAGCCCUCUCAACAAUUAGGUGAACAACCAACUCAACAACCAGUCAGUAAUCAAUAUAGAGGCGACGAAUCACAAACGUUCGUCAAGGUUGAAAUGGAGGAAACGGACGACACUGGGGACAUGAACCAAGACUCCUAUAACAUGAGUGGUGAUGGCUACAAAGAAGAAGAUAGUGGAGGGGACCUAGGAGGGGAUCUCAGCAAUGACCUGCCAGAGUUCCUACAACAAGCGGCGUCGGGGGCUCUGGCCGGUACCUCUGCCUCAUACCCUCACACUUUUGCCGGACCCUCUGGCUUCCAACCGGAGGUGUCGGGUUGGCAAGGUGAUGGACAAUCCUUGCCUGGAAGCUUCGGAGGACUGGGAUUCCCACCCCACUCCUCUCAGGACAAUCAACCAGGGGAGGAGGGCGGCGCGUGCGGCAGCAGCGUGUGCGGCGUGUGCGGCAAGAUGUUCCAGGGCACCAACCAGCGCUUCCUCCUGCGGCGCCACCUGCUGACGCACACGGGCGAGCGGCGCCACGCCUGCCCCUACUGCUCGUACCAGGCCAACCAGGCGGGCAACCUCAACAGACACAUCCGUAACCUGCACCCAACGCACGCGCAGGCCCACGACCUGCAGCAGGCGCCGCGGCCGAUCCUCUCCGUAAUGCAGACGUCGCCGCGGGGCUCGCACCCGACCCUGCUCGGCACAGUGGCGGCCACACCGCCGCUCUCCAGCGCCUCCAGGCCGCUCCUGACGCUGCCCUUGGCGGCCAGGCAGCCCGGACGGGGCGCCGCCGCCAAGCCUCGCUCGCCGUCCCCGAGCCUGACGUCCUCGAGGUCCUCCUUGGCGGCGCCCCAGCACCCGCUCCACCGCUCCGCCCUUUUCCUCCAGGCGUCCGUCACGUCCACCGCCGUGUCCAGCAGCUCUGCCAAGGCGGCCGCCCCCAGCACUACGGCCACGGGCGCCCCUGACUGAGCAGCCCGCCCGAUGCCAACCUCGGCCGCAGGGCUUCAGCUCUCGAGGCCGUUCCCCCGGCGGGCGUCGCGUGCCCGAGGCCGCUCCUUCCGAGUCGCGGGACCGGCAGCCAACCUUUCCUCACUCAGCGUCAGCGGCAGCGGCUUGUCUCCUCGCCGUCUCGGUCCGGAGGCAACUUAUUUCCUAAGUCAUGCGAUGCUUCCAAGUCAUUUUCUACAGAGGCCAGUACUUCGAGGCUGUGGGAGGAGAGGCGUGGCAGACGGCAGCCAGCCCUCUCCUGGUCGGACUUCGACCCGUGAAGAAGUGUCAGUAUUAUACCUGAGAAACGUGAU
This is a messenger RNA of Penaeus monodon (black tiger shrimp), 1871 nucleotides long. Its product is annotated as broad-complex core protein isoforms 1/2/3/4/5-like. The record is from RefSeq and is a predicted model, not a curated record. Gene Ontology annotation, molecular function: protein binding. Gene Ontology annotation, cellular component: nucleus. Lineage: Eukaryota; Metazoa; Arthropoda; Malacostraca; Decapoda; Penaeidae. Gene Ontology annotation, biological process: regulation of transcription by RNA polymerase II.